Salvia splendens (bonfire salvia) is the source of this 1630-nucleotide messenger RNA. RefSeq names its product cocosin 1. The coding region runs from base 8 to 1486 and encodes 492 amino acids. Gene Ontology annotation, molecular function: nutrient reservoir activity. The record is from RefSeq and is a predicted model, not a curated record. NCBI's taxonomy places the organism in Eukaryota, Viridiplantae, Streptophyta, Magnoliopsida, Lamiales, Lamiaceae. The transcript has 3 exons.
UACAACAAUGGCUUCCACUUCCUCUCUCACUCUCAUCACCUUCCUCUUCGCUGCUCUCCUCCUCAACGCCUCCGCACAGCAACAGCAGGACCCGCUUUGGCAGAGCCCGCGACAGCCGCAGCAGCACCGCCUCCGCGCCCGGACCGACUGCCGGGUCGAGAGGCUCACCGCCCAGGAGCCCACCCUCCGGUUCGACUCCGAGGCCGGCCGGACCGAGUUCUGGGACCGCAACAACCAGCAGUUCGAGUGCGCCGGAGUCGCCGCCGUCAGGAACUACAUCGAGCCCAGAGGCCUCUUGCUGCCGCACUACAACAAUGCACCUCAGCUCCUCUACGUCGUCCGAGGAAAGGGGCUGCUCGGAGCAGUGAUUCCGGGGUGCGCCGAGACGUUCGAGACCGAGAUGCCGCAAGGCGAGCACUAUCAGAGCAGCAGAAGCUUCGUGGACCGUCACCAGAAGGUCCGCCAGUUCAGGCAAGGUGAUGUUCUAGCCUUGCCAGCCGGAAUUACUCUCUGGUUUUACAACAACGGAGAAGAGAGGCUUGAGACCGUUGCAUUGCUCGACACCGGCAGUGAGAUCAACCAGCUCGAUCACACAUUCAGGAACUUCUUCUUAGCCGGAAAGCCACGUGGCGAAGCGCAAAGCUCGCAGAGCUACCGUAGCCGGCCAAGGGGGGAGAGCGAAAACGAAAGAAACAACGUUUUCUACCCAUUCGAGGAGGAGCUUCUUGCUGAGAUUUUCAACGUGGACAGAGAGACAGCCAGGAAACUGAAGAGCGAGGAUGAUUUCAGAGGCCAAAUCGUGCGAGCUGACAAGUUCAACAUUGUGUUCCCCGGGCAAGAAGAGGAGAGGGAGAGCCGACGCAUCUCCAACGGAUUCGAGGAAACCUUGUGCAGCGCCAAGCUGAGGCUCAACCUGGAUGAGCCAUCGCUGGCCGAUAUAUACAACCCCCGCGGCGGCCGCAUCAGCACCGUCAACAGCCAGAAACUCCCCAUCCUCAACUGGCUCCGCCUUAGCGCCGAGAAAGGUGUCCUUCACAGGAACGCUAUAGUGGCACCACACUGGAAUGUGAACGCCCACUCGGCCAUCUACAUCACGCGAGGGAGCGGCCAGUUCCAAGUGGUGGGGCACAACGGGAAGUCGGUGUUCGACGGCGAGGUGAGAGAGGGGCAGAUGAUCAUAGUGCCACAAAACUUCGUGGUGAUAAAGAAGGCGAGCGACGAGGAGGGACUCGAGUGGAUCUCCUUCAAGACCAACGACAACGCCAUCGUAAACCCGCUGGCCGGGCGCCUCUCGGCGCUCAGAGCGAUGCCGGAGGAGGUGCUCAUGAACGCGUACGACAUCUCGAGGGAGGAAGCCAAGAAUUUGAAGUAUAAGAGAGACGAAUCGAGGAUCUUGAGCUCCACUUCAAGCAGGCGUUCAUCGAGAUACCCAAGCCGCCCAUGGCCGAUUGACUAUGCGUUGGAUGUCAUCAAGUCUAUGAUGUAAACGAACAUAAUUAGAUAUUCCACCAAAAUUACGUAGCCUUUUUAAAUAAUGAGGGCUUCACCUCAAUACUGCGAAUACUACGAGAGGAUGGAAUGUGUAUCGUUUUGUUUGAAUAAAUAAAAUUGAGGAGGUCCUUUUAAAUUA